AUGAUGGACGUCAGAUCUGAACUGCUUUUCUUUUUCAUCUGCUUCACAGGCAUUUAUGGUCAGACUCUGACAGAAUCUGAACCAGUGGUUAAAAGACCAGGAGAAUCCCACAAAUUAACCUGUACAGCAUCUGGAUUCACAUUCAGCAGCUACUGGAUGGCCUGGAUCAGACAGGCUCCUGGAAAAGGACUGGAAUGGGUUGCUUAUAUUGAUGGUGGUGGCAGCACAUAUUAUUCUCAGUCAGUCCAAGGCAGGUUUACCAUCUCCAGAGACAAUGGCAGAGAUCAGCUGUAUCUGCAAAUGAAUAGUCUGAAAACAGAAGACUCUGCUGUUUAUUACUGUGCUCGAGAGUCACAGGUAGGAGGAGUCAAUGUAAAACCUUUAGAACAACAAACACACUGGAUCAUGAUGGAGCACAGAUCAGCACUGCUCAUUUUAAUCGUCUGUUUUAUGGGUAUUGAUGGUCAGACUCUGACAGAGUCUGAAUCAGUGGUUACAAGACCAGGAGAAUCCCACAAAUUAACCUGUACAGCCUCUGGAUUCACAUUCAGCAACCACUGGAUUACCUGGAUCAGACGGGAUCCUGGAAAAGGACCGGAGUGGGUUGCUUCUGUCACUACUGGUAGUGGCACAUACUACUCUCAGUCAGUUCAAGGCCGGUUUACCAUCUCUAGAGACAACAGCAAGCAGCAGGUCUAUCUGCAGAUGAACAGUCUGAACACAGAGGAUUCUGCUGUUUAUUACUGUGCUCGAGUCUCACUGUGAUUGAAGUCGGUUCAGCAGC
Fundulus heteroclitus (mummichog) is the source of this 784-nucleotide messenger RNA. RefSeq lists its product as uncharacterized. The transcript has 5 exons. Lineage: Eukaryota; Metazoa; Chordata; Actinopteri; Cyprinodontiformes; Fundulidae. Gene Ontology annotation, molecular function: immunoglobulin receptor binding; antigen binding. The coding region runs from base 1 to 765 and encodes 254 amino acids. The record is from RefSeq and is a predicted model, not a curated record. Gene Ontology annotation, biological process: complement activation, classical pathway; positive regulation of B cell activation; phagocytosis, engulfment. Gene Ontology annotation, cellular component: external side of plasma membrane; immunoglobulin complex, circulating; blood microparticle.